AUGUCGAAUCGGGACUCCAACGAUUGGACGCGGAUGCGCAAAGGAGGCUGGUGGCUGCGAAGGGGCCCUCGGUUCGAUGCCAUGCGCUACUGGCAUCAGUUCUCGGACUUCGCAAGAUUUCCGGGACUCCAGUACUUCGCGGGGCGCCCGAGGGGGGCCGAAGCGGCUUUAUUAGGGUUGCGAACCCUUCAGGGUUCAGGCUUUAGGCUUGAAGCGGGUUUCUAUGGCUUUACAAUGGUUUUUGUAGGAGUUUGUUUGGGUUUGUAUGGGUUUCCAUGGGUUUCGCUGGCAUUGUUGCAUGGCGGCUUUGGACAUGCGAGGUGCAGGCGCUCGUGUGACAACAUCUUGCAUUCGGGCUUCGGGCCCGGGUUGCCACUAGCAUUCCGCUUUCCGGCCCUAUUUGUCAAAUUAAAAGUCCCCAAAUAA
Messenger RNA from Symbiodinium natans, 426 nucleotides. The record is from the annotation of a GenBank genome assembly. NCBI's taxonomy places the organism in Eukaryota, Dinophyceae, Suessiales, Symbiodiniaceae.